GCAUGCGCACUGCGCCGCUUCCGCGCUCCUGACCUUCGCUGCCGGUGUGGGCCGGAUCGGAAUGAUGGCGGCCCCGACCAUGGAGGAGAGGAAGGCGUGCUGGGCGGCACGGGACGAGUUCUGGCGGUGCCUGGACACGCACACGGAGGACGCGCCGCGCUGCGAGAAGCUGAGGCGGUCAUUCGAGUCCCUGUGUCCGCAGCAGUGGGUUAAAUACUUCGACAAAAGAAGGGAUUUUUUAAAAUACAAAGAGAAGCUGGAAUCUGAAGGGUUUCAUCCUACAGAAACUGCUGGAAAGUCUUAGGUACUGUGUGCUUGUUGAAGUGCAACUACCCAGCACAGAUGUGUGGCCAGAAGAAGCAGCAGAAAGCAACACAACCUCUGGAGUUCAAGAACUGGUAACCCAUCCUCCUGAAAUGCAGACUGCUGCUGCAAUGCAAUGCAAGGCCUCACCCAUCUGCUGAAAAAAAGAUGGUCAUGGACAGCUUUUUAUGGGUAUGAGAUAAAGGAAUACAGUGCAGGGCUGUUCACAAACCCAAGGCUUAGAGUUUGUAACUCCAGUCACUGUUUGCAAGAAUAAAUGAUUCUGUGAUAGCAUUUAUUGUUCUUUUUAGAACAUGGAAAAGUGCUUUUUUUUUUUUCCUUAAGUGGAUUAACUUUCCCCAAUAAAGCUUUUCCGACUUUG
Molecule: messenger RNA, 685 nt
Organism: Coturnix japonica (Japanese quail)
Lineage: Eukaryota; Metazoa; Chordata; Aves; Galliformes; Phasianidae
Gene: COA6
Product: cytochrome c oxidase assembly factor 6
Biological process (GO): mitochondrial ATP synthesis coupled electron transport; respiratory chain complex IV assembly
Cellular component (GO): mitochondrion
Source: RefSeq, a predicted model, not a curated record